Spinacia oleracea (spinach) is the source of this 2115-nucleotide messenger RNA. RefSeq names its product chaperone protein dnaJ 16. The coding region runs from base 422 to 1744 and encodes 440 amino acids. NCBI's taxonomy places the organism in Eukaryota, Viridiplantae, Streptophyta, Magnoliopsida, Caryophyllales, Amaranthaceae. The record is from RefSeq and is a predicted model, not a curated record. The transcript has 10 exons.
GAAUGAACCAUUUUUAAUUUUUUCAACUUUUUAAAAACUUUACCAGCAUUUCCACACUCAUUCUCUCACCCUUCUAUUUCUGAGCUAAGUUCUAACUGAGUGAUGACCUACACAUGAACUUGUUGAAAUUUCACCCAAUUUCAGUUUCUCUAAUUCCCCUAAUUUUUCGAACAACAAAACUUACUAUUCAAAAAUCAAAUCUUUCACCAUUUUAAUCAUUUAUUUGAUUAAAAAAAAAGUUAAUUAUUCAAGGUUUAGUAUCUCACUAAAUCUGGGAUGUUUGUUAUUAUAAUUAUGUCGGAAGAUAGAUUUCUUUUUCUGAAGAAUAGUGUUGAUUUUUAGGGUUUUGUUGUUGUUGGUGUUGUUGUUGUUGUUGUUGUUGUUGUUGGAGGAGAGAGAAUUUCCCAAAUCGAUUACGAAAAUGCCGGCAGCUCAGAAAUCAAAGCCGGAAAGAGUUAAUUCCGGGAAGAAGCAAGAACAACAACCACCCCAAGAACCACCGCAGCUCCGGCGAGACAUUUAUGAAGUUCUCGGCGUUCCUCACAACUCUACCGAUCAAGAAAUCAAAUCCGCCUAUCGCAAAUUAGCCCUCAAGUAUCAUCCUGACAAGAAUGCAAAUGAUCCUAAGGCUUCGGAUAUGUUCAAAGAGGUCACAUUCUCAUACAACAUACUAUCUGAUCCUGAGAAAAGACGCCAGUAUGACGCAGCUGGUUUUGAGGCUGUUGAAUCUGAAAAUCAAGAACUUGAGCUCGAUCUUUCAAGUCUGGGAACUGUAAAUACAAUGUUUGCGGCGCUAUUUAGCAAACUUGGUGUGCCCAUCAAGACCACAGUCUCGGCAACAGUGUUGGAAGAGGCAUUAAAUGGUAGGGUAUCUAUCUCACCUCUUCCACUGGGCCAGCCUAUAUUUAGAAAGGUAGAAAAGCAAUCUGCCCAUUUUUACUCUGUAUCAAUAACUGAAGAGGAGGCGCGGGGUGGACUUGUCUGCCGUGUGCAAUCAUCUGAUAAAAGCAAAUUUAAGCUGUUGUAUUUCGAACAGGAGGAGAAUGGUGGCAUAAGUCUCGCACUACAGGAAGACAGCACUAAGAGUAGAAAAGUUACUUCUGCUGGAAUGUUUUUUCUUGGCUUCCCUGUUUAUCGGUUGGAUCGCUCUGCUAGUUCGGUGGCAGCUGCUAAGGAUCCAGAUGCUGCCUUCUUCAAAAAGCUGGAUGGAUUUCAACCAUGUGAACUGAUUGAAUUGAAACCUGGAACCCAUGUAUUUGCAGUCUAUGGUGACAACUUUUUCAAAAGUGUGAGCUACACAAUUGAAGCUCUUUGUGCUUCACCUUUUACAAAAGAGAAGGAUGACCUUAGAGAGGCGGAAGCACAAUUAUUAUCUAAAAGGGCGGAACUCUCUAAGUUUGAGAGCGAAUACAGAGAAGUUCUUACCCAAUUUACUGAGAUGACAAAUAGAUACGCAAAAGAAAUGCAGGCGAUUGAUGACCUUCUAAAACAGAGGAAUGAAAUCCAUGCUUCAUAUACAGUUGUUCCUCCAAUGAAGCGUAGCUCAAGUAAAACCAAGAGGAGUUCAGCCAAAGAGUCUAAAGAAGAGGGUUACGGUAAAGAAGAGGGAUAUACUAACGAAGAGGGAUACUGUAAAGAAGAGGGUUACUCGAGCUCGAGAGAAAGGAAGUCUGUUAGGGAAAGACUGAGGAAGAAGAAAUGGUUUAACAUCCAUUUAAAGGCCGGUAAAAGGAAAUCAUGUUGAAAACCGUUAAGAUAGACUGAGAAUAAUCUACGCUUAUACAUCUCAGAGUUCGGGAUUCUUAGAUUUGGGUGUGCGUGAUGAUGAGAAUCUUUAAUCCAGCUGCUUGGAUUAAAAUGGAGAAUCCAUGUCUGUGACUGUGAUUUUAUGCAAAAGGUUCAAGAUGCAGCAGGCUGUUCUUUCUCAUGCAAUUGCCAAUAUGAAUUAACAUAUUGGUUUGGCAAUUCUCUUGUAAAGCAUUAGUCAUUCAUUUUUAUUGUAAAAUUUAUUCACCUAGUUCUUUUUCCUUUUUUUUUGUACUCUACUUUUUUCAUGAACUCAGAAAAUUAGCAUCCAUAAAAUGCAUAAUUUAUUCAUUACAUGGGUAUCCUUAA